Dryobates pubescens (Downy woodpecker) is the source of this 1885-nucleotide messenger RNA. It is a transcript of the gene MORF4L1, whose product is annotated as mortality factor 4 like 1. Gene Ontology annotation, biological process: regulation of DNA-templated transcription; chromatin organization. NCBI's taxonomy places the organism in Eukaryota, Metazoa, Chordata, Aves, Piciformes, Picidae. The coding region runs from base 126 to 1160 and encodes 344 amino acids. Gene Ontology annotation, cellular component: nucleus; NuA4 histone acetyltransferase complex. The record is from RefSeq and is a predicted model, not a curated record. The transcript is spliced from 13 exons.
GGAGGGUGGCGGUGGCCAGCAGCGGCUGCGCCGAACCGAAGGGGCUGGGGCCGGCCGCGCAGAAUGCGGCGGAGGUAGUGAGGCCCCCGCGGGGAGGGGGCGGGAGGAGGCAGAGCCACUUAUAAAUGGCGCCCAAGCAGGACCCCAAGCCCAAAUUCCAGGAGGGUGAACGAGUGCUUUGUUUUCAUGGCCCUCUCCUUUAUGAAGCCAAGUGUGUAAAGGUUGCCAUAAAGGACAAGCAAGUGAAAUACUUUAUCCAUUACAGUGGUUGGAAUAAAAACUGGGAUGAAUGGGUUCCAGAAAGCAGAGUGCUCAAAUACGUGGAUACCAAUUUGCAGAAACAAAAAGAACUUCAAAAGGCCAACCAGGAACAAUAUGCAGAGGGGAAGAUGAGAGGUGCUGCUCCGGGCAAGAAGACUUCUGGUCUGCAGCAGAAAAAUGUUGAAGUGUUUUUCCGACGCGAUGGAGCGCACACGGUUUGCUGUUUGGAGACCCCUACGAUAUCGACACGGAAAACAAAAAAGAACAAACAGAAAACUCCAGGAAUUGGAGAAGGGAGCAGCACCAGUGAGACUCCUCAGCCUCCAAGGAAGAAGAGGGCUCGAGUAGAUCCGACUGUCGAAAGUGAAGAGACAUUUAUGAACAGAGUUGAAGUCAAGGUGAAAAUCCCAGAGGAGCUGAAACCGUGGCUGGUAGACGACUGGGACCUGAUCACCAGGCAAAAGCAGCUCUUCUAUCUUCCUGCCAAGAAAAACGUUGACUCCAUUUUGGAGGAUUAUGCAAACUACAAAAAAUCCCGAGGAAAUACUGAUAACAAGGAGUAUGCGGUCAACGAAGUGGUGGCUGGGAUUAAAGAAUACUUCAAUGUCAUGCUGGGAACUCAGCUGCUGUACAAGUUUGAGAGGCCCCAGUAUGCUGAGAUCUUAGCAGAUCACCCAGAUGCUCCAAUGUCUCAAGUCUAUGGUGCUCCACACCUGCUGAGGUUGUUUGUUCGGAUUGGAGCUAUGCUUGCUUACACUCCUCUGGAUGAGAAGAGUCUGGCUUUGCUCUUAAACUAUUUGCAUGACUUCUUAAAGUAUUUAGCCAAGAACUCCUCUGCGCUGUUCAGCGCCAGCGACUAUGAAGUAGCCCCUCCCGAGUACCAUCGGAAGGCAGUGUAACCCCCUGCUGCCUGGCAGCCAAGUGAUGCUUGGUAUCCCCCCCUGCAACACUUCUGCAUCCCCUCCUCCACCUCUCUUGCACAUGUCUCUCUUGCACAGAUGAUGUACCCAUGAAGUGAGUGAAGCUGGGUGUUCCAAAGGGAGCCGCCAUCCGUGCCCCUUCCGUGACGAUCCCUUGUCCCGCAGGAACUCUCUCUGAUGUUUCCGGCUUGCUUCUGUUGUCUGCAUCGAUGGAAUGUACAAAGAAUUGCUUGGUGGUGUUUCGUUGUUUUGAGCUCCUCAGCUCUCCUGGGCCUUGUCAGGUGAAGAUUGGCUUCCCUUUCACCUGCUUGAUUGUAACAGGCACAGGCUGGGACCCACGGGGGCUGUGCCCACCUCGUGUCGGUGCUAUCGAUUUAGUCCUUCAACCCCAUUCCCCCUCUCGACCUUGGGGAGUGAAAUGGUUGGGCCAUAAAUGUUUGCUUUAAUUGGAUAGCUGAGGGACUGUGACCUCUCUUUUUUGUUUAUAUCCUAACAAUAGGAAGAGGCUUUAUCAUUUCAUUGUGUCUUGGACAUGUUGGUCUUUCCCAGAGCUGGUUUCCAAACCUUCCAAUAAACUUUUUUGUGGGUUUGUUUUCAUUUCAGAUGUCUUCUGCUGUUUGUAUUUGCAUCAGUCCCCCUGAGGUGAUGGUGUCAGUUAAUGGUCUCAAGUGUAUGAAGUGCAGUAUAAAGUUCUGCAAUGUUAA